Molecule: messenger RNA, 1245 nt
Organism: Salvia hispanica
Lineage: Eukaryota; Viridiplantae; Streptophyta; Magnoliopsida; Lamiales; Lamiaceae
Source: RefSeq, a predicted model, not a curated record
AUGUCCGGCAUCAUGUCUCAAUCGAUUCGCGGUGGGGGAUCUGGAACUAGUGGUUUCUCUAUACAGGGGAGCACUGACGGGGCUAGGCGGAAGUACCGAAAAGGGGACCGCACUCGUCGUAUUUGGUCAGCAAGGGAAGAAGAGAUCUUGGCAUCCUCUUUGUUGGAGUUGGUUGCGACAGGCUGGAAAUCCGACAACGGAUAUCGUUGUGGCUAUCUGUCGCGGAUUGAAGACAAUCUGCGGAAGGUAUUCCCAAACACUGACCUUAAGGGGCAGCCUCAUAUUGUCUCUAGGAUGGUUGCCUGGAAGAAGAACUACAACAGUCUCCGAAAAAUACUAGCGAGGACUGGAGUUGGAUUUAGUUCUGACGGGGCUCACAAGAUUGACUGCUCCGACGAGCAGUGGGAACAGAUUGUCGCGGCUGAUUGCGAAGCCAAAUUUAUGCGCAAUAAAUCCUGGCCUUUAUGGGAAACAUGGACCAUAAUCUUUGGUCAAGACCGUGCAAGUGGUGGCACUGCCGAGGACAUUGCUGAUGGCGCGAGAGAACUUCACCAGCACAACAUGGCCCACAAUGAUGACCCUUCAAAUGACUAUCAUGUCAGCCUCGAGGAUUUGUUCGAUGAACCGAUCAACCCCACAGUGACUAUCCCUAAUGCUCAGCAAGAUGAAAGCACUGGCCAAAGUCAGCAGCCUGUUGCCACCCAAAAGCAGCGUCCGAAAAAACGUAAAGCUGAUUCCAGUGAUGCUGCUUUGCUGGAGUUUCUCGCUAAUUUGCAUGAUGAAACAAACAAACGUCUUGAAGUGAUAUCGACCAGAAUUGGCUAUGAAUUUGAUAUGGGCCAAGCAAGACAGGAUGUUUAUGAGAAGGUUCGAUGUGUCGAAGGACUGACAGUUGUCCAACGGUAUCAGUUGUGUAACAUACUUGCCGAUAAGCCACAGCGUCUGGAAGUUUUCAUGGGAAUGGCAGCGGACGCCAAGCCGGGGUACGUUCUAUGGCUACUCGGGCAGGAUCCUUCGACAACCUGAAGUGUGUGGCCAUAGGGGACUUGCUUUCUGAAUAUGUUUUGACUAUGUAAGCUAAUAUAGACUACUAAGUAUUUUUGUCGAACCUCUAUGGUAUGUGUUAAGUUUGUCCCCAUGGUGUGUAACUUCCUAUUUCAUUAUGCUUCUAGUGGUGCAUUCACUUGCAUCUGGACUGGUUGACUCUAUAAUUACUACUUUAUGGAAUUAGUGUUAUGGUGUGAA